This is a messenger RNA of Nasonia vitripennis (jewel wasp), 2544 nucleotides long. RefSeq names its product probable ATP-dependent RNA helicase DDX27 (gene Rs1). Lineage: Eukaryota; Metazoa; Arthropoda; Insecta; Hymenoptera; Pteromalidae. Gene Ontology annotation, molecular function: nucleic acid binding; RNA helicase activity; ATP binding. The record is from RefSeq and is a predicted model, not a curated record. The transcript is spliced from 12 exons. Bases 104 to 2467 code for a protein of 787 amino acids.
ACGUGGGUAUGGGAUGCCAAACCUAACCUUACUUUAAAAUGCGAAGGUUCUGCACGUCUGUUUGUUGAUAUUUGUUAUUUAAUAGGGUAUUUUUCAUAUAAGUAUGGCCGAUUUAAUUAAAACUAUUGAAGAUGAUGAAGAAGUUCCCGAUUUGUCGGAGCCCUCAGAUGAAGAGGACGAUUUUCAACCUCGUAAAAAAGAAAAGAAAAAGGACAAAAAAGGCGAUGAUGAUGAUUUUCAAUUUAUCACUAGUACUGAAGAUUACAACAAAGAUACAUGGAAUGAUUUGAGUAAAUACAUCAAGCGAAAGGUCAAAACAAAACUUGAUGACAAAAUAAAUAAAUUUAGAAGUACACGCAGUGCACAGAAUGGAUCUGCCAAUGAUCCAAUACAGAUCAAAGAAGAAGAGGAUGCUGGAGACGAUGUAGGGUUGUUUGUUUCUGAGGAAGAUCUUAAGAAAGAUGCAAUCAAAACAAAAGAGAAGAAGGUAAAGAAAGAAAAGGCCAAAGCAGAGGAUCAAGAUUUAAUUGAUUUUGAAGAAUGUACAAAUUACGAUACAUUAGCAACAUUUUAUAAUAUGAAUUUAUCAAGGCCACUUUUGAAGGCUGUUACUUCAAUGAACUUUGUAAAUCCAACUCCAAUACAAGCUGCAACAAUUCCAGUAGCUUUAAUGGGACGAGAUAUAUGUGGAUGUGCAGCAACAGGUACAGGUAAAACUGCAGCUUAUAUGUUACCCACGCUAGAAAGACUUUUGUACAGGCCACUCGAUGGAGCAGUUACAAGGGUGUUAGUUCUUGUACCAACAAGAGAGUUAGGUGUUCAAGUUUAUCAAGUUACAAAACAAUUAAGUCAAUUCACAAGUGUAGAGGUGGGAUUGUCAGUUGGUGGUUUGGAUGUCAAAGUACAGGAAAGUGUGCUAAGAAAAAAUCCAGAUAUUGUGAUAGCAACACCGGGCCGUCUAAUUGAUCAUUUGGCUAAUACACCCACGUUUUCUUUGGACACUAUAGAAGUUUUAAUUUUGGAUGAAGCUGACAGAAUGUUGGACGAGUACUUUGCCGAACAAAUGAAACACAUUGUGAGGCAAUGUGCGAGAACUCGUCAAACAAUUUUAUUCUCUGCGACAAUGACAGAAGAAGUUAAGGAUUUAGCUGCAGUUUCUCUCGAUAAACCUGUUAAAGUUUUUGUAGAUAGCAAUCAAGAUGUCGCAUUUAAUUUGAGACAAGAAUUCAUAAGGAUUCGAAAAGAAAGGGAAGGAGAUCGCGAGGCAAUAUUAGCUGCAUUGAUAUGUCGAACUUUUCACGACCACACAAUGGUUUUCGUACAAACAAAAAAACAGGCACAUAGACUUCAUAUUGUACUAGGUUUGUUGGGUGUAAAAGUUGGAGAACUUCACGGUAAUUUAUCACAGCCUCAACGUUUAGAAAAUUUGAGAAAGUUUAAAGACGAAGAAAUUGACGUAUUACUUGCGACUGACGUAGCUGCUAGAGGUUUAGACAUUAGUGGAGUUAAGACUGUAAUUAAUUUUGUGAUGCCUGCUACAUUGCAACAUUACAUUCACAGAGUAGGGCGAACAGCAAGAGCUGGUCGUGGGGGAGUAUCAGUGUCAUUAGCUGGUGAACAAGAACGCUCCCUGGUAAAGGAAGUAAUAAAGCAAGCUAAAAACCCAGUAAAAAAUCGUAUUAUUCCACCAGACAUAAUCGAAAAGUAUAACAAGAAACUUCAAUCAAUAGAGGAAGACGUUGAGAAUAUAUUAGAAGAAGAAAGGCAAGAUCGUGAGAUAGCAAAAAUAGAGAACCAAGCGAACAGAGCUGAAAAUAUGCUGAAGGAGUCCGACUCUAAGGAUCAACGAUCUUGGUUCCAAACUAAGAAAGAGAGACAAUCUGAGAAAGAAAAAUUAAUGCUAACAGAAAAACAGGAUAAAGAUCCCAAGUCAAAGAAUAAAAAGGAAAAGCAACCUUUAAAUAUUGUAGAAGAAAAAGCGAAAAAGGCUAAGAAGAAAGCUCCGAAAUUAGAUCCAGCAGAAGAAAGGGCGAUGAAAGAAUUAAAUAAAGUCGCUGCGUAUCAAGCAAGAAUGGCAAAGAGAAGCAAUAAAUUGAAAAAAAUCAGAACGUGCGUAGAUGAUGUAGAAACUCCAUAUACCCAUAAACAAAAAGCGAAUAAGCGCAAGGCCUCUUCGUUCGCUAAUGACUUGACGGAUACUAGUCGAAAGGGAGUCAAACGAAUGCGAUAUGAAGCAAACGACAAGAAAAAGCAAAAAACUUUUAACAAAGGCAAAUCAUUUGGAGGAAAAUCUGGUGGCAAAUCGUUUGGAGAAAAAUCUGGUGGCAAAUCGUUUGGAGGAAAAUCUGGUGGCAAAUCGUUUGGAGGAAAAUCUGGUGGCAAAUCGUUUGGAGGAAAAUCUGGUGGCAAACACGGUGGAAAAGCAGGUGGAAAACCUGGCCUUAAAAAAUCAUUUAAGAAACGAUGAUAUUUAAAUAAUAUAUAAUAGGUCAACAAAUCCUUUUGUAAUAUAAAUUUCGAAAAUAAACCAAUUGACGAAUAAAA